This is a messenger RNA of Cinara cedri, 4258 nucleotides long. The record is from the annotation of a GenBank genome assembly. Lineage: Eukaryota; Metazoa; Arthropoda; Insecta; Hemiptera; Aphididae.
AACAAUACUUACAAAAAAUGUAUAAAUUACUAUAGGUUAUUCUUGUUUUAAGAAAAAAUUAGUUAGGUGUUGACAGCUUCAACAAUGAGCUAUCAUUCCAAAAAAUAAUUAAAAGCUUCAGUUUAAUUUGGCAAUUUCACAAAAAGUUAAAAAUUAAAAACUGGACAAAAUAAGUUAUAACAAUUAACAUUACAGUAAACUGACUAGAUAACUACAGGUUGGUACUUUUUUCCGUUGUUUAUAUAGACGUACGUUCGUGGUUACAAUGCACACUCGAAAGACCAAUCAGAUGCGUUAAAAGUGCGGGGUACGGCACACCAUGCCCAGUCACCACUAUCGUUAAUCGUUAUGCUCGACAACUCUGAUGGGAUCUCAGCCCUCAGGUCCGACUUAUAUUCGAAAAUAAGUACCGAUUUUAUGUGCGAAACCACGUUGGAAAAGUGGGAUGUUAAAUAUCAACUUAUCGAAGUAACAAAAAUAUUUUUGAAACCAAUGAUUAUUAUUAUUACUUUAUUGAAUUUUACAUUCGAUAUUACGCGUGUUAUACGGUAAUUAUCAUUCGUGUAAUCGUGUGUGCAUUUUAUUCACGGACGUUCGUGGGCGCAUUACAAUAGAUAGUAAACACACGAACGCUCGUGUAUUUACACAUUUUUUUGUUAUUUUCUUAUCAUCAUUUUCUUUUUUCAUUGAUAAUAAAUUAAUAGACUCCAACAACUGCCUAGUUAGUACGAACAAUUUUUCUUCUAGAAAAGCAUCUAAUAAUCAUUCAAUAAUCCAUUAAUUCUUUUCCUACUAUCUCACAUAAUUAAAAUGUUGAACAAUCUGACAGUUUCCAAACAAUUUUUUUCCCCCCGCGUUAGCGUUUCCGGUUACCAGAGAUGCCGGUUACCAUGGAACGCAGAAGAGGUAGUGAUUAUCAAUUAUCAGUUAAUUGUCAAAUGUAUUAUUCUAUGCGUUUUCAUUGUGGUUCCUUAAUUUUUUUUAAAUGAAUCCGUUGGUACUAUAAUUUGGUAUUGAAUAUUACUUCUUGCCCACACCCAAUGGAAAAUAAUAAGUAAAGUACCUAAUCUUGAUUUCUUCCUAAUCUUUUAAUAAAAUGUACUCAUUAGGUUAUUUUCCUUUUCUUUAGGUUAUUGGUAGAUUUCCGUAAGUUAGACUGAAUUAUUGUAAUUAUUGGUAGUAGUUUUUAGUCCAAAUACUUAUUUUGAGUUCAAAUAUCUUUUCCGUUUCACUUGUGUCCAGGUGAAUAGUAAAAUUACUCUGUAAUAAUGUUGUGAUAUUCGCAUUACAAAUUAUAAUAUGAAUAUGUAUUGUAUUUGUCAUAAAAUAACAGUAUGUUGCGCUUGUCAUUCAUUUUAAAUUAUAAUUUUUUAUCAACCAGCAUUUUCUCUUGUCAUUCACGCUGUUCAUUCUUAUUGGAUGUCAUUUCAAAAUCGUUGGGUGCUUUAGGUAUCUACUUCUUUGGAACCUUAGGUCCUUUAGGUAAACAAAAAAAAUACCUAACUUAUUUAUUCUUGGAAUAUAUUUGUUUAACAUAGACAUUAUGAAAAUACUUGUUUUAUAUUUUAAACAAAAUUUGACAGUCUUUAUAAAACAUUCAAAUAACUUUCCUUAUAAAUUGAAAUUUAUUAAUUUAUUAAUUUUUUUUUUUUUUAGAUAUGAAUUGAUUUAGUAGUGUUUUGAAAAAAAUUGAUUUUGAAUUUUACAUGACUUAAAAAAGGUAUGCACAAAUAAUAUAUAUAUAUAUAUAUUAAAAAUAAAACCAAUUUAACUGAUUAUUUAAUUUUAAAUCAUUUAGAUACCAACGGUGAAUUGGGAUCUUCAAUGAGCACCAAAUUUCUGAAAUCAAUAUUAUGAUUAUUAAUUGUAGUCUGAAAAUAUUUGAUGAAACGCUAACUUCAGUUAAUGAAAAGGACAAAUUCUAAAGCAAGUAAUACCACAAAAGUAAAAAAGACCUAAUAUGACUAGGAAUAUUAAUUCACAAGAUAAAUUAGUUAUUGAAAAUCAAGCAGAUAAUCUAAAAAAAAAAUGUAUUCUUCAAAAUCCACAAUCUAGUAAAAUUGAACCUGAAAAUCCUAAAGCUACCAAAAAAGAGGCCAAAAUAACAAAACUAAAAGUGCAUAAUUCAGUUAAGCCCACAAAGAAUAAUGAUCUACGAGAAAUGUCUAAUACUAAACAAGAAAGUUUGCAAACGGUUAACAAAUCAACAAAUUCUAUGCAGAUACCAUUAAAAAUUAAUAAAAACAAAAAUUCUAAAUUAUUUAAGAAAAAAUCUAUAAUGAAUGAUGCAAACAUAAGUAAAACAUCAAAUGAUUUUGAAGGUAGUGAUAACUUUAUAUCAUCAAAAAAUAUUAAAAAUAUAUCCACAGUACAAAUUAUAAAUAUACAUGACAAAUCUGAUGACAUGAAAAGGAGUAGUAAUUAUCUAAUACCAACAAGUUCUAAACAUGUAACAUCAAAAUCUGUUAAAACUAAUGUUGCUAUGGAAAAUGUAAAAAAUGAUGACAACCUAUCUGAUAAACUUGAAACAAGCAAUAAUUUAAUAUCAUUGAAACCAUUUACAAGUAAAUCUAUAAAUAAACCUGUUAAAAAAAAGACUGCUAUAAAUAAUGUUAACCAAAUUGAUACAUGUAUAGAACUUGAGUCAAGUGAUAAAAAAUGUGACUACUCUUUUUUGAGAAAAGCAUUGGAAUGUCAAAAAAUUGAUAUAGCCAAUAUUUAUAAUGAUAAAGAUAAUUUACAGCAAUCUAAAAAUCUAGUUACAGUUAAUGAAAAACUUCCUAUUCCCCAAGAUUCAAAACUAAUUAAUGGUUGUUUUAAAAAUAAUAUGAUGCUUAGAGGCAAUGAUCGGCCAAAAAAAAAAAAUAAAUGGUAUGAUGAUUAUGUUGAAAUAAAAUCAGUAAAAUCACAUAGUCCUCUUUCAAGUGGAUUGAAAAUGAAUAAAAGUAACUGUAGUAAAACUAUUAGAAAACCUCGAAAAUCAAAAAAUACUGAUAAUAAAAAUGUUAAAAAUACAAUUUCAGAAAAAUUAAGUAAGAGUUCUAUUGAUUCACUUUCAAGCAAUAAUAGUUCAAGUACCUUAAAAAAUACAGAUUGGUCCAACUUAAAUAUUUCGACAACUCAAAGUCUUGAUAGCAUAUCAACAACUACAAACAAUAUUUCUGUGAUUGAAUCAACAGCUAUUAACAAUUAUGUCAUUGCUGAAUCUCUAAACAUAGAUGUCAAAACUAAUAAUAACCCAAAUACUACAAAUUUUAAUCCUCUUGAAGAAUUAACAGUUGAUAACAAUAAUGUUAUUUUCCAAAUAACUGAUGAAAAUAUUGAUACCAAUGAAACUAUAGAUUCAUCUGAUGUUACUGUGUUACAUAAAACAGUUGAACUGGUAUCUGAUUUUAGUAAUUCAACAGUUCCUAUGACAAGUACUGAAAAUUCUGAAAUAAGCUAUGGUAUUUCAAUACUGUCCGAAGCUAUUAGUCGCCAAUGUAUAGAAUCACCAAAUAAAAGCAUUAAGAGAAAGUCUUCAGAACCAAAUAAUAUAAAUGAAAUUUCUCCAAAGAAAGCUAAGAAUAACUUGCCAUUACAAGUACCCAGUGCCAUGGUAUCGCCUCAAAGAGUUCAUAAAAAUAUCUCGAGAAAAGUUAUUAACCACCCUGCAACAUUUUCUAAACAGUCAUUUGAGUCUGAUUUACAAACCAAUAUAGAACGUGAAAUUUAUCUUCUUUCAAAGCGGUUUAGUAUACCAAUUGAUUCUCUCAGAAAGACAGUAGUACUGGAGCCACUUUCGAUAUUUCAUAAAAAGUACUCUGAAUCUGUUACUCCUUCAAUGGUAACAGUGUCACCAAUUGUAAGAGAUGCUUCAUCUCAUUUUAGUUAUGCAAAUGGAAAUUUAGAUGUCAAAUAUAAGAUUGAACCAAUUAGAGAGGGUGCUGCCUAUGAAAAAACCAACCUGAAAGAUUUAAUACAAGAACUUACAAAAACAAUGCCCUCGUGGAACUUAAGUAUAGUCACCAAUCCAAAAAGAUAUGUUAUCUCACAAAUGUCUAUUAAUAUAUAUGGUGUUCCCAGUGCAAACAAAUCCAUUGUAUUAGAUAGAUACUUUAGAGCCUCUGUUUACAUUAAUCAAAGUUUAGAAUAUAAAUACAGUAAGCAUUAUACAACAGCAGUUGAGAUUGUCAAUCUUAUUAAAGAAUUAGAUUCUCUAUAAGUUUUUAUUUUUUUGUAUCUAAUAAAAUUCCAUUAUUAAAUGUACAUACCUAUC